This is a messenger RNA of Dictyostelium purpureum, 225 nucleotides long. Its product is annotated as ribosomal protein L38. The transcript is spliced from 3 exons. Gene Ontology annotation, cellular component: ribosome; cytosolic large ribosomal subunit. Gene Ontology annotation, molecular function: structural constituent of ribosome. Lineage: Eukaryota; Evosea; Eumycetozoa; Dictyosteliales; Dictyosteliaceae. Gene Ontology annotation, biological process: protein-RNA complex assembly; translation. Bases 1 to 225 code for a protein of 74 amino acids. The record is from RefSeq and is a predicted model, not a curated record.
AUGCCAAAAGAAAUCCGUGAAAUCAAAGACUUUUUAGUCACCGUCAGAAACAAAGACGCUAAAGAAAUUAGAAUCAAAAAAGUUGGCAAAAACCUCACCAAAUUCAAGGUUAGAUGCGGAAAGUACCUUUACACCCUCAAAGUUGCUGAUAACGCCAAAGCUGUUAAAUUAAUGCAAACUCUCCCACCAACCGUCCCAACCGUUCAAAUUGACUCAAAAAAGUAA